This is a messenger RNA of Penicillium malachiteum, 1386 nucleotides long. Its product is annotated as kynurenine--oxoglutarate transaminase. Gene Ontology annotation, molecular function: L-kynurenine:2-oxoglutarate transaminase activity; pyridoxal phosphate binding. Gene Ontology annotation, biological process: biosynthetic process. The transcript has 8 exons. The record is from RefSeq and is a predicted model, not a curated record. NCBI's taxonomy places the organism in Eukaryota, Fungi, Ascomycota, Eurotiomycetes, Eurotiales, Aspergillaceae. Gene Ontology annotation, cellular component: mitochondrion; cytoplasm. The coding region runs from base 1 to 1386 and encodes 461 amino acids.
AUGAUUGUGGAUCGCGUCUUUUUCUCUCUCUCAACUACCCCGCGACUCCUUCGCCCUUCCAUCCGCUCCAUACCCCUUCCUACCCUCGGCGUAAGAGCAAUGUCGGCAACAGCUCCGCGGCCCGAUCCCUUUCGCCCCGCAAAGCGAGUAGCGGGGCAACGACAGGAUGUCUGGUCUAUUGUCAAUGAAGCGGCGGCUGCGUCACCGGUCCAGCCAAUCGUGAACAUGGGUCAAGGUUUCUUUGGUUAUAAUCCUCCUAAGUUUGCCAUUGACGCCGCGAAGGACGCACUCGACCGGGUGGAAUGCAAUCAGUACUCGCCGACUAAGGGUCGUCCUCGUCUUAAGCAGGCCAUCGCAGAUGCAUACUCGCCUUUCUUUGGUCGAACAUUGAACCCAGAGACCGAAGUCUCGAUCACAACCGGAGCGAACGAGGGAAUGCUGAGUGCUUUCAUGGCCUUUAUCGAGCCUGGUGACGAGGUCAUCAUUUUUGAGCCAUUCUUCGACCAGUAUAUUAGCAACAUCGAGAUGCCCGGUGGUACUAUUCGUUAUGUGCCUCUGCACCCUCCCAAGGAUGGUGCUACUAGAACCUCUCCAGCAUCGGAGUGGACUAUCGAUUUUAAUGAGUUGGAAAAUAAUAUCAACUCCAAGACUAAGAUGAUUGUUCUCAACUCUCCUCACAACCCCGUGGGUAAGGUGUUUUCGCACGAAGAACUGGUGCGCAUUGGCGAGCUUUGUGUGAAGCACAACCUCAUUAUCUUGUCCGAUGAGGUCUACGACCGUCUCUUCUAUGUCCCCUUCACCCGAAUUGCCACCUUGUCACCUGAGCUCUAUGAGCGCACCCUGACAGUAGGCUCCGCUGGUAAGGCCUUCUACGCCACCGGAUGGCGUGUUGGUUAUCUGAUUGGUCCCGAGCACUUGAUCAAGUACGUGGCUGGCGCACACACCCGUAUCUGCUACAGCAGUGUCUCUCCUCUUCAAGAAGCCGCUGCCGUUGGAUUCGAGCAGGCUGAGAAGGUCGGAUUCUGGGACGAGAGCCGAAAUGAGAUGAAGGGCAAGAUCGAGCGAUUCUGUCAGGUCUUCGAUGAGCUUGGCAUUCCAUACUCCGAUCCGGAGGGCGGAUACUUUGUUCUGGCUAAUAUGGCAUCUGUCAAGCUUCCUGCUGACUACCCAUUCCCACCUCAUGUGGCUAACCGCCCUCGUGACUUCAAGCUUUGCUGGUUCUUGAUUCACGAGGUUGGUGUUGCUGCUAUUCCGCCCACCGAGUUUUAUACCGAUGCCAAUGCUAGUAUUGCAGAGGACUAUCUCCGCUUUGCGGUUUGCAAGAACGAUGAUGUUCUUGAGACUGCCAAGGAGAGACUUCGUGGUCUGAAGAAGUAUAUUCAGUGA